Messenger RNA from Alternaria atra, 2829 nucleotides. RefSeq lists its product as uncharacterized. The record is from RefSeq and is a predicted model, not a curated record. Lineage: Eukaryota; Fungi; Ascomycota; Dothideomycetes; Pleosporales; Pleosporaceae. Bases 1 to 2829 code for a protein of 942 amino acids. The transcript has a single exon.
AUGUCUUACGAACACAAUAACCGAUACUACCAGCGCCCGCGCCAUGACUCUCACUAUACAUCUCGCGACACCAACGCCUAUGCCUACUCGCGGCAUGACCAGACUCUAGCUGAAGCUCGCGAGCAGCUGGCAGACAUGCGUCAAAGCAAUCCGUAUACUUCGUCCUACAGCACCUACAGCGCCGAACCCCGCACUUCCCCACCUCGACAACCCGCACCGUACUCAUACAGGUCACACAUGCAAAAGAGGACAUGGCCGCCAUCUCCAAGCGUCGAGGACGAGAGGGAGGCGCUAGCAAAAGAGGCGCCGUCGUUCGUGGGGUCGUCAGGACAGGCCGAGGGUGAGCCGCCGAUCAACACGCGGGGCACCGUCGAUCAGGACGCUCUCCUGGACGAGAUUGAGCAGCCGAGAGUCGCACAAGACCAUGACCGCCGCUUUGUACUCGUGCCUGAAUCCAGCACCGACCAUGAUGGCGCGUACAAAACCAGCACGCUUCGCGAUCGUCGCCGGAGGAGCUUUGCUGAGCGUGGGGGCAUGUCGCACAUCCACACUGACGUCCCAGACCCCCCUCUGUUCACUGAGCGAGAGAGGAUGCCCUAUGGUUAUUCCAAGCCCCAGAAAGAGCCUAGUACGCCUUCGGCUACAGAGUACAUGCGCUCUCCAGAACCCAUGACCCCAUCGGAUAGCGCUCAUCCUAGAUCUGAUCCAAGUCGCGAUACUAGGGAUGCACAGAGUAAACCAUCGAGACCGAGACCAAAUGAACGCCGACACGACUCUUACACGACGCCGCGAUCCUCAAAGAAGGAGUAUGUAUUCGACUCAGACUCCGAAACCGACAGCACAACUCACCUGCGAACCGAACGAAAGCCCGCGCGUUACAGCUUUGUAAAGAGCGACUUACAAAGGGAGGAUCUAAGGACAAACCUGCGAGAUACACAGGAGAGGCCUCAAUCGCGGCGGCGCGACUCGGGGCAGCGUCCACUGCCGACGAUACGUAAGGGUGAUUCGUCAGGCUCGUUCAAGGAACACUCGAGCACUCAGUCACCGCGCUCGUCUUCGUCCUCUAUCAACAGCAGUACAAGGAAAUCGAGACCUGUGCCCGUUGAUACCAUCUAUGCUGACGGUUCGCACCCAUUGUCCAGACCGACCUCACCAUCGCAGUGCGCACCCUCGCCUCAACUACCCACACGAUUACGCGACUCUCAUCCAGAAUCUCGACCCUCGUCUCGCGGUGGCGUUCGACCAGCUUCUCCCCUAUCUUCUUCAACUACAUUCCAGCCUUCUUCGCCGGGCCGUGGUCGGGUGCCCAUAUCGGAGGCAGAUUGGCACUCUACCUAUCCUCCUGCGCCUGCCGGUGACAGGUCAAAACAACCCUCUCGAUAUGGCAGGUACGAGACCAUGCCGCUUCCGAGGCCUCGGAUCGAUGUUCAAAGUCCAUCUCCAGCGAGACCAUCAACUGCCGAUUCCACUUUGCCAUACCCGAUAGAUGAUCAGCUCAUCGACGCCUUCAUGCCACCAGAGGAGCACUAUCAAUUCGAUCACUCCACUGUUGGUUCGCCGAGAGAAAGCUAUGUGGACAUCCCGAGAGCAACGUCGCCGUCUGUCUCUGGCUCACCAUAUACAAGAGACAUACCUUCCCGGCCAAGGAGGCAGGAUGCUGAUACAUUAGAGGAGCCGGCGCGUGCGAGACGAACCAGGUCAGACAGUAUUCGCUCGCAAGACGGUCGCCGUGAGAGAUCGUCUCGGCGGACUGCCUCUAUGGACAGACCGCUUCCUGAUUGCCCGAGAGCUGCCAAAACUGGACCUUACGAUGAUUGGUACGCUCUUCAAGGAUACAAGAACUUCAACAUCUGCCCUAGUUGUUAUGAUGGCGUCUUUGCUGGGACCCCCUUUGAAGUGGACUUCAAGCAAAUCUGGUUGGGUGAUUGGUCGGUCGAGCGGGCCUGUGACUUCAGCAGCCCAUGGACACGCCUUGCCUGGCUACUCACAGUCAAGCAACGUCGCAAAUCGCUCGAUCUGAUCUACGCAAUUGCUGAUGUCAUGGACUACGUAGCCAGCCCGUGCCCUGGAGAUCGUGAAGCUGGCACAGAACGCAACGUUAGCUGGUAUGGGAUUCCAGAUCAAAGCAACGGCACGUAUGUAGCCAACUUUGCUAUAUGCUCAAGUGACAGAAGGAUGAUUGAGGCCUUGUUGCCAUCUCUUCGGGGUUGCUUCACCAAGAUUUCACGCGGAUACGUGGAUCCCUCUGAUAAAUGCAGCUUGCGUACAAGCUCCCCCCGGUUUGCGAAAUAUCUGGACUUGCUCGUGGAACUCGACAGAGAGGCUGAGUCGUCCGGCCGACUACCCGAUCUGAACCGCUUCAUCAAGUUAGUUCGUGAAAACUCCUUCAAGGGUGAGUGUGCAAGGUCCAAGACCUUGUUCCGUAAACCAUGGCACUUCAUCCCUUCUCUACCUGAGUUUACAGUAUGUGAACAAUGCUACGACGAGCUCAUCUGGCCUGCCACCCAAUCCAAGUCCAUAACGUCUCCUAUACCGCACCUGUUCAACAAGUCGAUCCAGUUAGUCCCUGGCGAGGAUCCAGAUGUCGGAUCAAGCUGCUGUUUGUGGAGCAAGAGGAUGCGCGAGGUUUGGAGGGAAACUCUAAAAUAUGACGACUAUUCAUACCUUAAGAGCCAAGCGAGAGAGAGGAAGAGGGCCGAGUCCAAGUAUAUGAAGAACAAGAAGCAGAUAGUCGAGUGGCUAGGUGAUGCGCCGAAGGGAAGUAGGAAGUACGCGGAGGCAGAAGAUGCAAUGAGAGAGUUGAAGAACAGUUGGUAUACCUAUGAGUGA